GAGUGUCCUUCCAGGAGUAUCCAGCAUGAAGUUGUUCCUGAUCGUCUCUUGCCUUUUCGGCACCAUCUAUGCCCAACAUGCCGGCACCAAUACCCCUGAAUCAGCCCCCCAAAUUUCCAUUGAAAAGUGUUCCUCUGGUGGAUCUUGCCAACAAGAGUCUUCCCUCAUUACCUUGGACUCCAACUGGAGAUGGACCCAUCAUGUGGAUGACUACGUCAAUUGCUACACCGGCAACGAGUGGGAUCAACAAUUUUGCCCAGAUGUCGCCACAUGUACUGCCCAAUGCGCUUUGGACGGUGUGGAUCAAGCCACCUGGAGCGGUACCUAUGGCAUCCAAGUGAGCGGCAGUGAGCUGAGCUUGAAGUUUGUGACCAAUGGACCGUUCUCCAAGAAUGUGGGAUCCCGUGUCUACCUCUUGGAAUCAGAGACCAAGUACAAGAUGUUCAGCCUCUUGAACCAGGAGUUCACCUUCGACGUGGAUUCCUCCCAAUUGGAUUGCGGUCUGAAUGGUGCCCUCUACUUUGUGGAGAUGGAGCAAGACGGCGGUUUGAGCAAGUACCCCACCAACGAGGCUGGAGCUAAGUUUGGAACCGGUUAUUGUGAUGCCCAAUGUCCCCAUGACAUGAAGUGGAUCAACGGCGAGGCCAAUGUGCAAGAUUGGGUGCCCUCCGACAAUGACGAGAACGCCGGAUUCGGUCACUUUGGAUCCUGUUGUAUGGAGAUGGACUUGUGGGAAGCCAACAGCAAGAGCCAGGCCUACACCGCCCACGCUUGUGAUGUGAAUGAGCCCACCCGAUGUGAGGGCCAGGAUUGCGGAGACAACGACUCUGGUGACCGAUACAACGGCGUGUGCGACAAGGACGGUUGUGACUUUGCCUCUUACCGCAUGGGCGACACCUCCUUCUUCGGCGAGGGAUCCAGCUUCAAGGUGGACAGCUCCAAGCCUGUGACUGUGGUCACCCAAUUCAUCACCGAUAAUGGCUCUGACAACGGAGAUCUGGUGGAAAUCCGCCGGAAGUACGUUCAAAACGGACAAGUGAUCGAAAACUCCAAGGUCAACUUCGAUGGUGUGUCCGACUAUGACUCCAUCACCGACGAUUUCUGCACCGAUAUCAAGGAUCUCUUUGGUGAUGUGAACGAUCAUCAAAAGAAGGGUGGUCUUAAGACCAUGGGUGAGGCCCUGAAACGCGGUAUGGUCCUGGUUAUGAGUCUGUGGGACGAUCAUGAGGCCUUCAUGUUGUGGUUGGACUCGAACUACCCCGAGGACGGCAGCGGACCCGGAGUUGAGCGUGGACCUUGUCCCACCUCAUCUGGACGUCCCGAAGAUGUGGAAAGCAACCAACCCGAGGCCACUGUCAAGUUCAGUAACAUUCGAUACGGUGACAUCGACUCUACCUAUUAAAACGACUCGCGGAAAUCACAAUUGAAAGAAAAUGAACAUUUUACAAAUUUACAAAUUUACAAAUUUUGUGAUAGCGAUCUAUUCCGAGGUUGCUAAACCUUGAUCUCACAAAUGAAUAAAUUCUGCUCAGAGCAUUGA
Molecule: messenger RNA, 1540 nt
Organism: Tigriopus californicus
Lineage: Eukaryota; Metazoa; Arthropoda; Copepoda; Harpacticoida; Harpacticidae
Product: exoglucanase GH7B-like
Biological process (GO): carbohydrate metabolic process
Molecular function (GO): hydrolase activity, hydrolyzing O-glycosyl compounds
Source: RefSeq, a predicted model, not a curated record